Molecule: messenger RNA, 616 nt
Organism: Saprolegnia diclina VS20
Lineage: Eukaryota; Oomycota; Saprolegniomycetes; Saprolegniales; Saprolegniaceae
Exons: 1
Coding region: 52-513 (153 amino acids)
Source: RefSeq, a predicted model, not a curated record
GCUUGUUUCUGCGAUCUUCUUACAAACCCGCAGCAGUCUCCAUCUUGCACCAUGCAAGGCGAAUCUCUGCACUGGCGCCUCGUCGUCUACUGGGUCCUCUUCCUACUGCUUGUGCUCGCGCCUCUCGACGCGCUCUUGCAAGCGCUCUUUGAAGCGCGCCAGUGGUACGCGAUUGACACCUCCGCCGUCGCGCCCAAGGACGUAACGAGUCCGCUUCGUAUCCAGCGCGUCGCCCUCGCACAGCGCUGGCCCCUCGCGCUGCGCAAGCGGUCCGCCUCCCGCGCGCUCUUCCUCGAGUACGUGCCGCUCGUCCUCACGACGUGGGCUUUGGGCGUCGUGCCCGUCUACGCGCCGCUGGAUGCCGCCGUGGAAGCCGCCCUUGUCGUCGCAACGUGCGUCCUCGGCGGAUUCUUUCUGCAGCAAGCCCAUACCCGUCAAGUGCUCCAGUACCAGCAAGAACAGUGGUGCCUCUGGGAGGAAAGUAUGCUCGCGCAGCUUCCGCCAUCGGACUAGCAAAUCGUUUGUGUUUUAGUCUAUUCGCCUUUGAUAUAGCAAGGCCAUCCUUGGUGGUUGUGUGAGUUAGUACAUGGUUUUAAAAUCGGUCGUAUACAGUAUC